AUGGCACGAAAGUUGGUCAUCCUAUACCUUUGCUUUAUAACCUUAUGUCAUGGAGUCAACAGUUUCAUUAUACCCACUCAAAGACCAACCGCAACGACUACUCGUGCUAGGGAAAAACUGGAUCUAAGAGAAGAAAUAAUAACCAAUGAAAAGAAAAUAUCAAAUCUUACAAGACAAAUCUCAGAAGACUACAGAAAAUACAGAAUAAGACAAUGA
This is a messenger RNA of Parnassius apollo (apollo), 216 nucleotides long. NCBI's taxonomy places the organism in Eukaryota, Metazoa, Arthropoda, Insecta, Lepidoptera, Papilionidae. The record is from the annotation of a GenBank genome assembly.